Molecule: messenger RNA, 2379 nt
Organism: Penicillium bovifimosum
Lineage: Eukaryota; Fungi; Ascomycota; Eurotiomycetes; Eurotiales; Aspergillaceae
Product: OPT family oligopeptide transporter
Exons: 1
Coding region: 1-2379 (792 amino acids)
Biological process (GO): transmembrane transport
Molecular function (GO): oligopeptide transmembrane transporter activity
Source: RefSeq, a predicted model, not a curated record
AUGACCGUUCUCGCUGCGUUCAGGCGCAGGGAACGCAAGGACCAACCCACCGAAGCCAGAAUGGAGCAGGAAGUUCAGGAUCUUGAGGGCUCAGAAUUCUCUUCCAAGAGCCCAGGCGGGGCAGAGACCCCUGUGGAUGCGGAGAACUUCCAGUUGAAAGGAGAAACGGCCAUCAUUGAAAAUGAGAUACAUGAAAAUCCCGAGAUUGCCGCCCUACCGCUUUCUGUACGGCAUCUGAUCAAUCUGACCGAUGACCCGAAGCUACCGACAAUCACUUUCCGUUACUUUGUGCUCUCCGUCAUCUUUGUGAUCCCUGGGGCCUUCCUAUCGCAAAUGAGCUACUUCCGCACAACCAAAGCACCAUACUCGAUAUUCUUCGUGCAGAUCGCCUGUCAUUAUGCGGGUCAUUUCAUGGCCAGGGUUCUCCCUGACUGGAAGAUCGGAGUACCCGGCAGUCGGUUCUCUUUCAGCCUGAACCCAGCCCCUUGGAGCAUCAAGGAGCAUGUCUUGGUCACAUUGACUGCGGCUUCCGGGGCCACUUACAACUUGGGUUAUGCUCCCAUCGUUCUUGCAGAGCUCUGGUACGGUACCCGAGUCAAUCCGGCGGUCGCCAUAUUCUUCAUGCUUUCGAUCGUAUGGAUUGGUUACUCCUUCGCUGCUCUUGCCCGACAGAUCCUUCUACCAGAUCCCGAAUAUAUCUGGCCCCAGGCUCUGAUGCAGACAACAUUGUUUGAAACCUUCCGCAAAACAGACAACUCCUCGGCUCUUGCUCGGCGUCAGAUGAAAGUGUUCUUUUUGGCACUUGUAGGGAUGACUAUGUGGCAGUUCUUUCCCGAGUACGUCUUUCCGUUCACCUCAUCCCUGGCCUUCCUCUGCUGGGUGGCACCUCGCAAUCCGGUGGCCAACUUUAUUGGCUCGGGCAUGGGCGGUAUGGGCUUCCUCAACCUGACACUGGAUUGGUCAAAUGUCAAUUGGAAUGGAUCGUCUAUCAUGACCACCCCAUUCUGGACGCAGGUUAUUUUAUUCUUGGCAUUUGCUUUCAACUGUUGGGUCCUACUUCCUGCCGCGAAGUGGGGAAAUUUGGGCUCCUUCAAGCAUGGACUUAUGUCAAACAGCUUGUUUCUGGGUAAUGGGACAGCGUACCCAACUCUUCAGGUGCUCACUCCGGAUUUUCACCUGAAUACAACUGCGUAUGCGGAAUAUGGGCCGAUGUAUAUGGGUCUGCAAAAUGUAUGGGCGACAUUCUUUGAUUACGCUAAACUCCCGGCAGCUGUCACUUGGAUCUUGACCUUUGGGUACGCACAAGUUUCCAGGAACAUCCAGAGAGUUUGGUCAUCUCGCAAUGCAGAGAAAUCCGCAAAAGGUGAAAGCAUUCAUCACCAGUAUCACGACCGUCUUAACGUUAUCCAGCGCCAGUAUAAAGAGAUACCAUGGUGGUGGUAUGCUGCUUUAUUCUCUGUGGCAUUUCUCAUUCUGAUCGUAUUCCUUGCCCUUGGACAUCUCUUUAUCCCAAUCUGGACCUUAUUUGUGGCACUUGCCAGUGCAGCCGUCCUGGUCAUUCCAUUUGCGUGGCUCUACGCUAUUUCGAACUACCAGCUUGAAACCGGCUCUUUCAACGAACUCAUGUAUGGAUACAUGGUUCACACCAAAGCAGGAGAAGCCCAUCAGCAUCCCUGCGGUCCUUCUGUCUAUGGGUCUAUUGCGGGUGAUGCUUGGUAUCGCGCGCAAUACAUGCUGCAAGACCAAAAGAUCGGUCACUAUAUGCACAUCCCUCCCCGCACGGUGUUCUUUUCGCAAAUCUUUGGCACGUGCAUGGGCGUUCCAAUCAACUAUGCCGUCAUACGUUGGGUAAUGAGCACCAAAGGGGACUAUCUCACAGGCAAGAAAACCGAUCCACUGAAUCAAUGGACCGGUCAGUCCCUGCGGACCUCAAACACAAUGGGAGUUCAGUACGCGGUGCUUGGUCCAAAGCGGCUGUUUGCUGAGACGGAAAUGGCUGUCCUCCCCUGGUCAUUCCUGAUAGGCGCGGUCAUUCCUCCUAUUCUUUUUUGUUUCCAUCGAUAUUUUCCACGACUUCGCAUUGAUCUGUGGAACGUGAGUAUCUUUUUUGGAGGACUGGCGAUGUUCUACGGUAACAUCAGUACUGGCUACACAUCUGCCAUCAUUGGCGGCUAUGUUGUGAUGUAUUGGGCUUAUCGUCACCAUUUUGAGGUCUGGAAGCGAUAUAACUACCUGAUUGCUGCUGCUUUUGAUGCUGGAUUUAAUCUCAAUAUGCUGCUCAUCUUCUUCUUUUUUGGAGCCGGCAAGCAGAUAUCGAUGCCUCACUGGUGGGGGAAUGAUGCAACAUCUGUGGAAAGAUGCUUUGCUCUCGACAAGUGA